Messenger RNA from Sycon ciliatum, 2808 nucleotides. Its product is annotated as E3 ubiquitin-protein ligase RNF14-like. Lineage: Eukaryota; Metazoa; Porifera; Calcarea; Leucosolenida; Sycettidae. The record is from RefSeq and is a predicted model, not a curated record. Gene Ontology annotation, molecular function: ubiquitin protein ligase activity; ubiquitin conjugating enzyme binding; zinc ion binding. The transcript has 12 exons. Bases 329 to 2068 code for a protein of 579 amino acids. Gene Ontology annotation, biological process: ubiquitin-dependent protein catabolic process; protein polyubiquitination; positive regulation of proteasomal ubiquitin-dependent protein catabolic process. Gene Ontology annotation, cellular component: cytoplasm; ubiquitin ligase complex.
CCAGAGAAUGAUGAAAUCAGGGAGUCGUCAAAUACCAUUCCCUGGAUGAAAUCAAUCAAAAAGUAAUUAGUUCACCCACCUGCCAGUACGAGAAAAGUAAGUGUUAGUUGUAAUAAUAGACAGGUCGACAGCUGAUAUGGUGCAGACAGGUAAUGGAACUAAUAACUAAUGUUACUUGAUGAGGCCACCUGAGCACCUCGAAUACCACUGGGAGCGAAACUUGUCGUGGUGGAGGACCAAGAUUUUCAGCUAGGUUCCACUGUUCGGAGCAGACUUUAAUAAUCUUCACUGAAUUGAAUAGUACAAGAAGGUAGAAUAUUUUGAUAAAAUGGAUGACAUGUUAUCUGAAGAUCGCCAGAGCCAGGAAGAAGAGCUACUGGCCCUGGAAUCAAUAAUGGAGGAGAGUUUCAGUUAUAAUAAGCCAGCUGCAGGAAGAAUAAGUUGCGAGGUCCGUGUUCCCGUAGACUGUCCAGAGGACGGUGUGGAGAUUGAAGCGUGGGUACCCAUUGAGGUCCCCAGCGAGGAAAGUGCACCUACUCAGGAAGAUGCCUCAACGCCAACGUCGCCACAGUCAGCCUUGUUCCAACGUUCCGACUCUGGUCAUCGCAACCUAGCCUGCUUUCCACUCAAGCACCUUCUGCCGCUUCGUCUGCAGGCGUCCUUUCCUGACAACUACCCGUCCGAGUCCGCACCAGAGUUCAACCUGCACUGCCUGUGGCUGACCAAAGUGCAGCUUGGAGCACUGUCCAAGCAGCUCAGAACCCUCUGGGAAGAAUGUGUUGGCUUGCCAAUCCUAUUCUCCUGGAGUGACUGGCUCCAGAACAACACACUCCGAUUCCUCGGCCUGGACACUCGUCUUGUGCUCGCGCCUCCGCAACUCCACACGAUGCCUGCUCUCGGGGAAGAAGAGGAAACAGAUGGCAGUGAUGGUGGUGCUGCUACUGCUGCUGCUGCUACUCCUGCUGAUGCUGGUGCGUAUUCCACCAUGGCGUCCAUCGAGGAGACUGUCGACUGCCUUGUGAUGCAUAACCAUGAGAGGUGUGCGGAGGAGUUUGCGCAGGGCAUGCAAACCUGCCAGAUUUGCUACGACGAGCAGCCCGGACGCGACUUUGCCCGCGUGCCGGGAUGCUGGCAUCAUUUCUGCCGAGCCUGCGCUAAUGAGUAUUGUCGGCAGCACGUCCGCGAAGGCACUGUACAGCAGCUUCGAUGUCCGGAGACGGAAUGCGAUAGCUGUUUACCGCUGGAGCUGAUGCGCACUGUGCUCAACGACGAGGAGUUUGAGCGCUGGGAGCGGCUCACGCUACAGCGCACUCUGGACACCAUGGCAGAUGUGGAGUACUGCCCGCGCUGCCAGGCGCCGGUGGUGUGCGAUGGCAGCGGCGACCAUGGACAGUGCGCUCACUGCUACUACAACUUCUGUCGCGAGUGCGGUGAAGCCUGGCACCAGGGCGAAUGUUUUAAUGACUUUCAUGAUUCCCAAGACAGAAACAAGAAGAAGAAGAAACGUAAAAAGAAUGGUCCUCGUGAUGGCAAGUCUGACUCCUCGUCCGAAGAGGACAUCUCCGGUGUGAGUAAGGAUAUGCGCCGCGAGAUGAUGCGUCGCAAGCGGGCAGAGCGAGAGAGCAAGCAGUACAUGAAGACGGCGAGGAGAUGCCCUGGCUGCCGGGUGCCCGUGGAGAAGUCCUCGGGCUGUAACAAGAUGACGUGCUGCCAAUGCCGUGCCACUUUCUGCUAUAUUUGCGGGAAGCGUGGCGACUACUCUCAUUUCACCAGUGGCUACUGCCAGCUCUUCACUAUCAACAACGCUCCACAGAUGAUGGCACGUCCCAAACAACCAGUACACGAGGGCUUACGUCAGUUCCAGGAGGAUGCCGGAAAUGACCCGAACGCCAAGCAGAACAUAAUACGUUGUCCAAGGUGCCGGCGUGACAACUUGAAGCGCGAGAACAACAACCACAUCUGCUGCUGGGCAUGCCAGCAGCACUUCUGCUACAUGUGCAAGAAACCCAUUGUUGGCCGCAUCAUGGCACACUUUACUGUUGGUGCUUGUCCACAGCACUCAAAAUAAACACCCGCCAGUGCCAUUCCGCCUCCUUUCUCCCACUCGCAAGCACCAUUUCCCUCUCGCCCUCAAAAUCAGCACCCACCAGCUGAGCACCAUCCCUCCCCUCUCCACACAGGUCCUGUAUCCUUCUCCCCUACAGAAAAUGUUCAGGCAUUUUAUUUUCUGCUGAAACCCAGCUUGAUGGGAUUGCUGAGUCUACCCUGAGCAGGCUGGUUAACCCCUCACACCCCACCCCUAAUUGUAUCCACCAGCAGGCUGGUUAACCUCACCACACCUAGUUGUCUCCACCGUGCAGUCAUGUCAAUGAGAGUAUCUGUGAAUAUCUUGAUGCACAUAGGUAAUUUGCAAUGUGAUUUUAGUUAAAAAAUGAAUCGAAAAUUACAUAUGGUAACUUUCUUACUUCGAAGUAGAUGUUUUAUCUUAAAAAAUAGUUAGUAGUACCAUGGCUUUAUGAUAAUAUUGUGGUGGACGACAGACACAAUAUGUGGAGUCUUUUUUCAAUGUGCCCACUGAGUCCCAAGAUAUUUCAAGGUCAUGCAAACAAUGCGCAUGCAAAUAAUGCACUAUAUGAGCUGUGUCAAGUGAUCCGGGAUCUUGUUCAAUGAUUAUAAUGGCUGGAUGAUUAUAAAGGUACACAUUCGUGGGUCGUUAUUUCUGAAUGCCGCUAUUUUUAUCCUCCACUGUCAAGACCAGGAUGGUGCAAAUUAACACUUAAGAAGAUCAGUUAUCAAUUUUGAACAUUA